UUUGAACAACGUUGUUUGACAAUAAGCAACAGCACAGUAUGGAAAUUUCCGUGUUUAUACCUAAACCGAAACUAUAAAUGUUGAAAAAUUGACAAACUUGUUUUUAGCUUUUGUCGAGUAAAGGUCGCUCAACAUAAUAGGUAUAAUGAGAGAUCACGGAAUUACCAUUGUUGGAACGUUACAACGAUUGCCGUUACUGUUCUUGAUUGAUGCUCUACUAAGAAUGUAUGCAUCUCAAAUGAUAACAACACCACUUUUAUACAUGGAAUUGGCAAUUGCUGUCAUUUUACUUCUGCUGAACAACGGACAACUUGGGAAAAUAUACGAGAGUUUGGUUUGCUUUCUCUUCAUAAUAGGGAUGUGGCCUUCUUCGGAGAACCAUAUAUGGACCACCCUUAUUAAAUUGGCCGCAAAAUAUCAAACGUUAUUCACAAUGACAAAAGAAUCAUCUCAUAUGCUGUUGUAUUACCACCUAGGAGUUACGUUUUUUACCAUUGCUACUUGCCUAAAGAUGAUAAGUUCAAUAUUUAAAUUGUGCUUGUAUUUUCCCAGAAGACUAGUGAUUAUUGGAACUUGUUUAAAGGCAGUUUCUGUCUUUGCGGAUACAAUGACUGGCGUAUUCGCACCGGAGUUUCUGAAUCAUGUUUGGGUCAUUUUGUAUCAUGUUGCUUUAAUCAUUUUAACUUAUUACUUAUUCGGCAUAAACACGAGUAUUUAUCUAAUUUUACUUCAAAUAUACUACAGGAUAUACUGGCCGAACACACAAUAUUUUGUUAUUAACCUCGUUAUUUUUUCUAUUAUGGGUAAAUUGGAUAAAGAACGAGCACGAAUUUUGCUAAAAAAUAGAAUAACUGAAAUCCGACAACAUUAUGCGAGCAUAAUGAAAAAUAGAAUUGUUUUCGUUUUCCUUCCUUAUGCAAUCAUGUUGGCAAUUUCUAUCCCAAUAUUUUUAUACAGCAGAAACAUUAUCCAAGCUGGAACAAUUUUUAUGACAACUAUCACCAUAAUGUGUAUGACUAGUAUAGGCACAAUAGCCUUUAUAACAAUAAUUACUCACAUCUGUUUUAUUUUUCCGAAAACAACGUUAUGGUUUUUACGUGGGCGAAACUACGGAAUUAAUACCUCAGAGCUCUUAACGCCUGCUUUUGUCUUGGGUAUCUUAGCAAUCCAGUCAUUUCACAGUGAUGUAAAUUUCUAUGGUAUGAUGAUGUGUUUUGGAAUUUUUCUUGCUGCUAGUACUGUUCUAGAAGAAGUACACAAGAUUGCUGAUUCGUUUUUACUGGAACUUGGAGCAUCGGGAGCCGGAAUUGUAAAGACAUGCAAAGCUGUUACAAUUAUCAUUGUAUUAAUAAUAUUCCCUAUUUGGGUGGUGAUGAAAUUUUAUGAAUUUGAAUUUGGUUUAGGCAUAAUAUGGUUUCUUGUAGUUACUGCAUCUUGGAUAUCUGUGUGCAUUGAAUCGGUAGGGUCUCUUUCAGUUUACCUCUUGUUGGUAUUGGAUAGCUUUAAAUCUGAACCAAUUGAAAAGUUAGAUGAAAUAAUGUAUGGCGUGCGUGCUGCCAUCGGAAUAGUUCAUAUAACGUUUGCACUUCUUCAAAUAUGCUUUCUCACGUGGAAUAUAACCACGGUUCAAUGGAGUUGGCUUAGUUGUAUUAUAUUAGCCGGGUGCAUUUACAAUACUUAUGAGCGAGUAACCAACGGAUGGACCGAAUUUCAAAGGCGUCGAACUGCAGUUAAAAGACUUUCAUUCCUACCAAAUGCAACACAAGUACAGCUAAAUGUUUUCAAUGAUGUUUGUGCCAUCUGCCUUCGCAAUAUGACGUCCGCUAAGAUUACUCCUUGUAACCAUUAUUUCCACGAAUCAUGUUUAAAAAAGUGGUCGUACAUAAAAGAAACGUGUCCAAUGUGCAAUGCAAUCAUUAAUACUGAUUGGUUAGUUCAAAGGUUUUUAAGAACUUUGUUAAAUGUACAAAGACAUAACAUGCAAGUGCCUGUUGACACUUAAAGGGGAAACAAUGAAUUUAAAACUUGAAAACAGUUGGUUUUAUAUAAUGUAAAUAUACCAAUACACAAUGAUUUAUAGCUUGACAAUGACUAGAUAAGAAAGAUGUCUGUUUGUUGAAAAUUUACACACUAUGACACUUUUCAUAACGUCACAUAUAUAUGUUUUCUUUUUCUUUUGAACGUUCGAGAAUAUAUAUGAAAAAAGGUAUAUUCCUUUCGCUUUUUAGGCUCGAAUGUAUAUAAAUGUUUUAUUACAAAAUGUGUGUUAUGAUGUUUUACCUAUCUGUUUUAAAUAUAUAUUUUGAAAAGGCCUG
Mytilus californianus (California mussel) is the source of this 2315-nucleotide messenger RNA. RefSeq names its product RING finger protein 145-like. Gene Ontology annotation, cellular component: endomembrane system; endoplasmic reticulum. The coding region runs from base 146 to 2002 and encodes 618 amino acids. The transcript has 3 exons. Lineage: Eukaryota; Metazoa; Mollusca; Bivalvia; Mytilida; Mytilidae. Gene Ontology annotation, molecular function: ubiquitin protein ligase activity; zinc ion binding. The record is from RefSeq and is a predicted model, not a curated record.